Messenger RNA from Carcharodon carcharias (great white shark), 7441 nucleotides. RefSeq names its product salt-inducible kinase 2a (gene sik2a). Bases 306 to 3023 code for a protein of 905 amino acids. Gene Ontology annotation, molecular function: ATP binding; protein serine/threonine kinase activity; tau-protein kinase activity. The transcript is spliced from 15 exons. Gene Ontology annotation, biological process: intracellular signal transduction; microtubule cytoskeleton organization; protein phosphorylation. The record is from RefSeq and is a predicted model, not a curated record. Gene Ontology annotation, cellular component: cytoplasm. Lineage: Eukaryota; Metazoa; Chordata; Chondrichthyes; Lamniformes; Lamnidae.
AUAACAUGAUGCCUCCUGCAACAACCGGGACCUUGUAGCUUUAUUUCCCUUUUGUUGCCUCUCUUAGAUCGAGCUUGACUGUUCAGCUUCCCGCCCUCUCUUCCCCCACCUCCACCCACCUUUUUAUUUUCUUCCUUUCUCCCCCCCCCCUUAAAUUAUCCUGGUAUCACCUGGCCGGAUCCAGUGGGGUGUUUUUUUUUAUUGCUUUCGUUUCUUUUUUUUUAAAAAAAACUUAUUUUUGUGUGUUGUUGUUGUGUGCUCAGUGUUGUGUAUAUGUGUGUAGUUGCCUUAUACCGGCUCCCAGCAUGGUCAUGGCGGAUUGCCCGAGUAAACUGCAUCGGGCGCCUGUCCGGGUGGGUUUUUACGAUAUUGAGCGCACUUUAGGCAAAGGCAAUUUCGCCGUCGUCAAACUGGCGAGACAUCGCAUUACCAAAACUGAGGUUGCAAUAAAAAUCAUUGACAAGUCUCAACUGGACGCUGUGAACUUGGAGAAGAUCUACAGAGAAGUACAGAUCAUGAAACUUCUGGAUCAUCCACACAUCAUCAAACUCUAUCAGGUGAUGGAGACCAAAAACAUGCUUUAUCUUGUGACUGAGUACGCCAAAAAUGGAGAGAUCUUUGAUUAUCUGGCAAACCACGGCCGGUUGAGCGAGCUGGAAGCCAGGCGCAAGUUCUGGCAGAUCCUGUCAGCAGUGGAAUAUUGCCACAACCGCAAAAUCGUCCAUCGGGAUCUGAAAGCUGAGAACCUUCUGUUAGACAGCAAUAUGAAUAUUAAAAUAGCGGAUUUUGGGUUUGGUAAUUUCUACAAACCGGGAGAACCAUUGGCCACAUGGUGCGGCAGCCCACCGUAUGCAGCUCCAGAGGUUUUUGAAGGACAGCAGUAUGAGGGACCACAACUGGACAUCUGGAGUCUCGGUGUGGUCCUCUAUGUGUUGGUGUGUGGAGCUUUACCAUUUGACGGUCCAACACUUCCCAUCCUGAGGCAAAGGGUUCUGGAAGGCAGGUUUCGAAUUCCAUACUUCAUGUCAGAAGACUGUGAACACCUCAUUCGACGCAUGCUGGUCUUAGACCCUUCUAAAAGACUCACAAUUGCCCAGAUAAAGGAGCACAAAUGGAUGCUGACUGAGGUGCCAGUACAGCGACCAAUCGUGUAUCCUCAAGCCAGUGAGAAUGAAUCAACCAUGGGAGAAUACAAUGAACAAGUUCUACGACUGAUGCAUAGCCUGGGGAUUGACCAGCAGAAAACCAUUGAGUCUCUACAGAACAAGAGUUAUAACCAUUUUGCUGCUAUUUAUUACCUGUUGGUGGAGAGGCUCAAGUCUCACAGAAGCAGUUUCCCCGUAGACCAGAGGCUUGAUGCACGUCAGCGACGGCCAAGCACAAUCGCUGAACAAAGUGUUGCCAAGGCAAACCCUGUCGUGCCCCAGGUGAGCCUCCUGUCACAGAAUGUCAGGCUGCUGAGGUCCCCAAUCCUGCCGCAGCCCACCAGUGUGGACACAUUCUCCUUUCUGCAAACCGGUUGCCAGCCAGAAUUAGGCUUCAUGGAGGAAGACGUCGGCACUCCCAAGGUAAAUGGUUGUCUUCUGGAUCCUGUGCCUCCUGUGAUAGCAAGGAAGGGGUGCCCACCAUCUCCUAGCAACAUGAUGGAGACCUCCAUCGACGAGGGGAUAGAGACCGAGGAUGACUGCGAAGAGGAUCCUGCCCAGGUUUACGCAUCAUUUCAGGCAAUGCGCUGUGGGCAGAGGAGGCACACUCUCGCUGAAGUGACCAACCAACCAAUGGUGAUGCCAAACACAGGGAAACUGUUCACUGUGGGGAACAAUCCAUCCUUGGGGAGUGUCGAUUCAGAAUACGACAUGGGAUUGAUGCACAGUGAGCUCAAUAUUCUAGAGGACACGCCAUCCCUGAAGGAGAUCGUACUUGUCAACCAGCCAGUGGCACGGAUGACCCCACCACUGAUUGGCAUGAGGCCACCAAACCCAGCCAUGGAGGCAUUGACAUCCCAGAAACGCGAGGUGCACAACCGGUCGCCAGUCAGCUUCCGGGAAGGUCGAAGAGCUUCUGAUACAUCUUUAACACAAGGUAUCGUAGCCUUCCGCCAGCAUCUUCAGAACCUAGCCAGGACCAAAGGAAUUCUGGAGCUCAACAAGGUACAGAUGUUGUAUGAACAAUUGGGCUCAGAUGAAGAUCCUGAUGUGUUACCGGCACCACAUUUACAAGGUCUCCUCACCAACCACCAUCAGGAAGAAGCUUCCCAUCAGCAAGAAAAUGUAGCAUUAUACCCUAAUGGAGUCCAUCCACACAUGCUCUCGCGACGCCAGAGCCUAGAAACACACUAUUUGCAACACCGAUUACCGAAUCCAAGCUUAUUGAACAAAGCACAAAAUAGCUGUCCAAUGUAUUGCAAGGAAACACCAAGGAGUCUGGAGCAACAACUACAGGAGCACAGGUUACAGCAGAAACGUCUGAUUCUCCACAAACAGUCGCAACUCCAGGCUUAUUUUAACCAGAUGCACAUUGCAGAAGGCUCAUACUCGCAGCAAACCCAACAGAUGCCCAUACCUCAUCCCGAAGCACAGCAGCAACAGUUCAGCAUGGCCCAACCUCUAAGCCCAGUGCUGGAGCCCUCAGAACAGAUGCAGUGCAACCCAUUCCUCAGCCAGCACUACAAGCUUCAGCUAUCACUGCAACAAAUGUCACCUGUUCAGCAGCCAACACAACCUCCACUUCAGUCCCAAGUUCACCUAGAGCAGCAGCAACAAAUCCUGCAGUAUCCUUACCAGCCUUGUGACAUAGUAGGAGUCACAACUCCAGAGCCCAGCUACCCAGAACAUUGUCCGUAUACUCUCAACCAAACCCCACAGGCUGCCUUGGCUUUGUCCGAAAGUCAGGCAUGCAGUACCGCUUCUGACUCGCCAACGACCUACAAGAACAUAACCAUCCCUGAACUACCAGGACUUUUUGACUGUGAGAUGAUGGAGACAGUUGAUACCCAACAUGGAGGCUACGUCCUCGUGAACUGACUUCAGUCGUUUCAUUUUUUUCAGUGUUAUUUCACCGAGAAAGAAGGGAUGAAGAGAAGAGGAAAAAAGGAAGUCAAUUUAGUUUGUAUAUUAAAGAAAACACUAAAAUUGAUAACCUUUCCUUCUUAAAGCAUUGUGAAGAGAAUAUAAAUCAACAGUGUAGAAUUGGCUUGGACUAGUUCUCAUUAGUUGAUGUAGCUGUGGUGUGGUACUCUUGGCCCUUGCGUAUGGGUGCUGAGAAGAAUGAAAGAGGCAGGAGAGGCAACUCUUAAGGAGUAAAUGCAUUUUCCUAAAGAUGGUACCAACCCACCAACCAGACAAUAAGCACGUAACACUAAAUAGGAAGGGGACAGAAGCAGAAUAGAGUGUAAUGUUUCUGACCACACAGCAAUAUAUCAACACAAAAGCUGAAGUUAAAGAACUUUGAAAUUCUCAAGAAUGGUAUUGCAAUCCAAAUUGAAAGUUCUCAUUAAUCCACUGAACACCCACUCACCUCUCACAAUCCCUGGCCAAUGCCAUCAACAUAAACUGUCUGGGGAAUGUAAUGCUAUCAGUUUUGACACCCCCCCUCCCCUCCACAGGGAGAAGAGCUCAUCUUACUCCGAAGUCUGGACAUUGUGAAAAUCCAGAUUAUUGAAAACAAUGCCUGACGCUUACAUUUCACAUCAGAGAUGUUGCUAGGUUACGUUUAGCACUAGGAAGGACAUAAUAUGGAAAUUUAAAAGAAAAUAUAAUUUUUAAAAAGUGCCUCCUACAGGGGCAUUUUAGCUGUGCACACCCCUGGUUUCUGGGGGUGUCGAUUUAAUGUGUUAGUAGUCGUUCAGUGUUUGCUUUUCAAGGAAUAACUCAUUGUAAUUUCGAAUUUCUGAUAUGAGUUGCUGGGUGUUUAUUAAAAGCUUUGUACACUUUACCUAGGGUUUUAGAAGUUAUACGAGAAAUAAGCUUUUGAAACAAAACUGUUGUGUGAAGUGUGAUAGUGCUGUGCCUUUUGCUUCUUUUAAUUUAAGAAAAACAAACACAUUUCUGGAAAACAGUUCGGAUAAACAAUGCCCCAUUUAUACUGGCAAGUUAACCAAAGUCACUUCAGAGUAAAUACUUCUGGUUCCACUAUGUGGAACCCAGGCCAAUGUUUUGCUCUGUGCUUCUUUUUAAGUCGAUCUAUAUGUAAAGAGUAAAAAGCAAUAUUUAUUAAAUACUUUGAAAUGACGAUUGUACCAUUCAUGUACCAUGAUGGAUGUUUUGUGCACUGUCAGAAUAAUUUGACCUUUUCUUUUCCUCAUUGUUGAAAUAUUAUACAGUCAGGGAUCGAUGGUGAAGCACUGAUCUGGAUAGUUUAGAUGGCAAGACUAGACAGGCCUAUGAUUGCAAUCGUGGAAGGGAAAUUCUGGAUUCCACAGGCCCUCAAAGCUGACAAUCCAUGGUGUUGGAUCAGAACUUGACCAUGAAGAGUUAGCAAUGUUGAAAUUGCCAUGUAGAAAAUUGUACCUCAACAUUUCCCCUGACACCCUGUGUUAAAUGCCUCAGUGAGCAGAGGGUUUGGCAAGCAGAGUGAGGGAUGCAUGCCUCCAGUUUGAAUUACGUGGCAUAAGCUGCGAUUGUACCUUGUGGCGUUGCAGUGAGUCAGGUGGGCAAGAGCAAUAGCAGUAGUGCCAACUCUGCCAAGUUUCCAACUUCACCACAAAGCAGGACCAUUACCAGGAUUAAAAUCAGUAUGUCUCUAAAUGUUGCAACACACCAAAAGUCAUUGUCCUGCUUUUGCUGCCUCUUUUUAUUGUUGCUAUUGCUCUAUUUUCCUUGUCCCAUUUUCAUUUCUGUCACAUCCAUGCAGAAUCACAGGUGAAUGGUGGGCUGUCUGCCUCCACAGUAUCCAUUUAAGGGGUGAAAUGUACAAAGUAUUAGUCUUCCUUUCCCUCUUCCCCUCCCCAACCCCACUCCAACACAAUCACAUUUCAUACCCAGAUGAAACUUGGCAUACAGGGGUUUUUAGGCAAAGUUAAUUUCGAAGAAUGUGUAAUUUUCUGUCCUCCUAUGGAACUCUCCCUGGUGUGAGGCACCCUUUCACAACCAGAGGAGGAGACAGUGACUCUUCCAGGUACCAAUGCUGCUUUAUGGUCAGUUGAGUGCGAGAGUGGUGUCGAUUGACAAGAUUCUCCCUCCUUAAAGGGAGAACUUUUCCUCCACUCUGUCCACCCCCACCCCCCCCUUCCAGGACGGACCUGUUGAAGUCAAAGCCCAUUUCCAUUCUCCAACUCCUUGCUACUGGCAGAUGAAGAGAGGUUCAAAUCCCACCUAUAAUGAAAAGAAAAUUCCUCUUCAUAGAACUUAAGCAAAGUUCUUCAAUUUUUAUUUCUCUUUUGAUUUUCAGUUUUCUUUUAAAAAGAAAAUCUGAGCCUGUAAAUUCCGCUAAGCAAUAUUAGCAUCCAAAUGCUUCAUAUAUUUGAAUGCGUUUCCUCCAUCCAUUGUUUGAACAUGUGCGAUUUCUGUUAAAACAGAAGUUUUUGGUAUGAAUGCAUUAGUUUCUAGGUCUUCACAAGCAUGUCUUCCCCCACCCUCCACCCAGUACUUUGAGCUCAGGAAACUGUGCUGACGUAACGAGAAUUAUUUUUAAUUGUGAUUUCUUUAAAAAUCUCCCCUGAAAUGUUAUUUUCUUCACUACCCUGGCGUCAUGUCUUUGCUCAGUUUGGAGGCAGGAUUUUCAGGCCUGGACUUGCUUCAUACACCUCAGCAGCCAGAUUUAAGGGUUGUCGGCCUGCAUUCUGUGGUGGCCUAUAGGGAACGUGAGUGUUUUCGCUUGCCUGCCCUCUCGUGAGCUCUCUCUGCUUCAGUGUAAACCCACAGUCUGCCCCAUAUUACACUGCAGCACCAGUACACUGGUUUCUCAGUGUACUUACAAGAAAGAGCCCCAUGUUCAAAACUGAACAGAAGAUACACAUGCAGUGUGUGUGUGUGUGUUUGUGUGUGUGUGAUCCUUUUUUACAAUUCCUUUUCCUGAAUGUGGUCCGAGAUCACUGGGUACUUUUGCACAGGGAUUGGCUGGUUCCUCAGUCAAGUCACCAACCAUUCCUCGUGCAGGCCCUGAUUGUAUUGGCAGGUUGAUCUCUGUGCUAAUGUCACCUGAUACCUAUGCCAGCACAAUGGAUCGCAGGCUAGAGUGAGGACCUAGCCUGACACUUGAGAGAUCUGGCCUCGAGCAGCCCAGCUGUUCAGACUGAUGGGAGAGGAAUCAAGGAUUUCAUCAUUGGGUCUUGUACGGUUUAGUGCUGCAAUGCACAGUGCCUUUGCCCACUAGACCAAUGGAGAAGCUUGUGUGUGAUCUCUCUGUUUUAUACUUAAGAAACUAUAUAUAAGUAACUAUACACUAAGUGUGAACUGUCAAAGGCUCUGGUCUUUAUGAGAAUGAUAAAACACUAUCAGGGUGAAAUUUGAUAUGAGCAGGGGAUUUUAAUAGAACAGAAUAUGAGGCAGGUCAGAUAACAGGUGGCAAUGCAAUUCUGCCUUUUCUGUGCCCCCACCAUGUUCAAUUUACCCCCUUCUGCUUGUGUUUGGGCUGCCAAAUAACCAAAGGGACGGUGGUGGGACCAGAAAGUUACAUUUCAAGACCAGAAUGAACUAAUCCAUGAAUUCAUCCACAAUCUACUAUCUUUCUUUCUCAUCUAUUAAUAACAAUUGGAUGACACAAGUUUGGUGUAAUAAUCUUUCCUUGUGGCAACUUGAUUUCACUUCCAUCGUCUUUUUUUUGUAAAAAAAAAAGUCUUCUGUCCAAUUUCUGAAUCUGAUGUAUAAAAAAAUGUAUUUUUACCUUUAUAAUCUUUUAAUACAAUUAUGUACUUUGAAGAGACUUUGGUGCAACGUAUAAGGGGUAAAAGUAUACACGGAGAUAAGUGCAAUACGUGUGGUACAUAGGAUGCAUUCUGUUAAAUAGUUGAUGCUUCAGAAAUGCACUAGUUCUAUAUGCUCUUGAUGUAUGUAAAAGCUGCUUUUUUUUACAAUUUGGUAAUUAAACAAUAGUGUUGUUUCUACAAUAAAGAAGUGUAAUACACAUUACGGACCAUGUGAAGAAAAUUGCGCGCUAUGGUUACAGAACUGUGUAUUAUAAUUGUGUGAUGCUGCCUUUGUGUGUCUGUGUUACUCAAAAGGAGAGUCGGCAGUCUUCAGUACCUCAAGAGCAAGUUUUCGUAUGAUUAUGAAAUAACAAGGAUGACAUUUUUUUGAAUUAUUUGGCAGACUUCUGUCCCAGACUGUUGGAGAAGAUGCUGCUGAGAUUAUGGCAGUUUGAUAAGCAAUCUUUGUACUGUUAACCAAAGGAUAAUUUAAAUAGAUAAUUUACUUCAAGGAUCUAACUGAAUACCGUUCAUGUACUAGUCCAAAUCCCCAGUUUGAUUGAAUCGAGAAUAAAGGCUGUAGUGUUUUGAGCAAUA